AUGGCGUCGGAUUCAGACCUGGUCACUCAGCUGCUCCCUCUGGACGAACUCAUCCAGGUGGUCUACCAAGGGUCCUCGCGUUUCGUCGUACUGUCCAGCGUGGAAUCGGACUGGACGGUCCACGUCGGUCUGAGUGGCCCUGGCGGCCGGUGGUGGCGCGGUGCAUGGGGGAGCAAGGACAUCCGCGGUGCCGUUGGGCUGAAGGCAUCCUCGGAUGCAAUAGAGGCAUACGCGGGCCGCCUCGCAGACGCUUUCGCGAAAGGCGAGAUGUGCAUCGGGAACUGGAGCUCGCAGAAGGGCGCAGGAGUCAACCUCGUCCUCGGCACCACCACGGACGCCCCGGCGCAUGUCGCCCUGGCCGAGCUGCCCGCAGAGGAAGCGGCGGCAUUCGCGACAAAGGUCUUCACGGACAUUGCGAUCCAAGCACAAUCCAGGGGCAGCCGCCUGCACCCGUCGCCGUUCGCAGCCGUCAGCACUAUCGCCACCUUGCCCUCGAAGCCCUCAGGUUCUCGGGAUCCGCCUUCAAAACCAAGCACGAGUGAAGUUGAGCGCAAGGCAGAGGCAGAAAUCACGGCACUCCAAACGGAGUUGGCAAAGGCCAAGAGCGCGCCAUCGGGCGCUGAAACGCCCAGCAGCCGCACGACAGGGAAGAGAAGAGCUGAUGCUGAUGCUGACGGCGCCACAUCGCGAACAACGAAGACUUCCCGCCCGCUGACGAAAGCGCCGUCCAACGAUGCGUCCAAACUGCGUUCCAUCGCCAAGAGCGGCCGUGGCCCUGUCGCGGCGGCUGCUAGGGGUGCCUCGCUCGCGAACCCCACGAAGAAGGCACGCAAGUACCAGGCCCUCGAAUUCGGCAGCGACGACGACGAUUGA
Molecule: messenger RNA, 873 nt
Organism: Postia placenta MAD-698-R-SB12
Lineage: Eukaryota; Fungi; Basidiomycota; Agaricomycetes; Polyporales; Adustoporiaceae
Exons: 6
Coding region: 1-873 (290 amino acids)
Source: RefSeq, a predicted model, not a curated record